AGGAUGCAAGAUGCUGAGUAUCCCUGUCAAAAUUUCAAGUGAGGGAAGCUUUUGAACUUCUCAACAGCAAACACUCCACUCACACACCACUUGCUUAUCAGCAUACCUACACAUACAUAAUAAACCUCAAUUGCAUACCACACCGUCAAGAUGCCUCACGACCACUCUGCGCACGAGCAGACUCCGGAGCAGCUCGAGGUUCAAUUCGAGCAGCUGAGCUUGCUUGAGUCGAAGUUCGAGGAUGCCGAGUCUGAAGUCAUCCGCAAGUCCGAAGCCAUCAAGGGCCCUCUCUACAAGGAGCGCACAUCAUUCGUCGCCAAGGUCCCUCACUUCUGGUCGCUAGUCUUUGAGCAGUGCCCUCCAGAGGUCGAGAACUUCAUCCAGCCCACCGACUCCGAAGUUUUCGCGGACUGCUUCGAGACCUUCGAGGUUUCUCGUUUCGAGGUUGACGACCCCAAUGGCUCGCCGCGCAGCUUCUCGCUCAAGUUCGGCUUCUCAGAGAACGAGUGGUUCGAGAACAAGACAUUAGAGAAGAAGUUCUGGUACCGUCACACCCAGGACUGGGACGGUCUGGUCUCGGAGCCUGUGAAGAUCAACUGGAAGAAGGGUAAGGAUCUGACUGGCGGUCUUACAGACGCGGCUGUCAAGCUGCACGAGGCGAGGAAGAAGACCACCGACAGGAAGAAGGAGAUGGCUCUGCCCGAAUACAAGGACCUUUCCAACAAGAUUGAGACUGCGGCCGACGCCUCCGUCAGCUUCUUCGGGCUUUUCGCGUUUGUCUCGGGCUACCGCUGGGUCGGCGCUGAGGAGUCUGCGGAGGCAGUGAAGAAGGACCGCGAGACGCUUGCCAAGAUCAAGGCCGGCGAGAAGGUCGACGAGGAGGAGGAUGAGGAUGAUGAAGACCCCCAGGACUACCAGGAGACUGAGGUCUUCCCUGGCGGUGACGAGGUCGCGACCAUCAUCGCCGAGGACAUGUGGCCUAACGCUCUCCGAUACUACAAGGCACACUUUGAAGAGGAUGGCGAGUUCGACGACGAGGAUCUCUCGGAGCUCGACGUCGACAUGGAUGAGGACGACGAGUCCGCUGAGGAGGUCGACAUCCGCGCGCUGGUUGGCAAGGGCAAGAAGCAGGACGAGCCGCCGUCUAAGAAGCAGCGCAAGGCUUAGAUGGACGCUCUAGGAUAACAGCGAUCUUCGCCAGGGAGAUUGGGAAGGUUGAGAAUAGUGCUUUACGCGGACGCUGCAGUUAGAUACCAAUGCACACUUCAUCAUCGCUCCCA
Boeremia exigua is the source of this 1280-nucleotide messenger RNA. RefSeq names its product NAP family protein. Gene Ontology annotation, cellular component: nucleus; chromatin. The coding region runs from base 151 to 1167 and encodes 338 amino acids. Lineage: Eukaryota; Fungi; Ascomycota; Dothideomycetes; Pleosporales; Didymellaceae. Gene Ontology annotation, biological process: nucleosome assembly. Gene Ontology annotation, molecular function: histone binding; chromatin binding. The transcript is spliced from 5 exons. The record is from RefSeq and is a predicted model, not a curated record.